Molecule: messenger RNA, 1014 nt
Organism: Chaetomium globosum CBS 148.51
Lineage: Eukaryota; Fungi; Ascomycota; Sordariomycetes; Sordariales; Chaetomiaceae
Product: glyceraldehyde-3-phosphate dehydrogenase
Exons: 3
Coding region: 1-1014 (337 amino acids)
Biological process (GO): glucose metabolic process
Molecular function (GO): oxidoreductase activity, acting on the aldehyde or oxo group of donors, NAD or NADP as acceptor; NAD binding; NADP binding
Source: RefSeq, a predicted model, not a curated record
AUGGCUAUCAAGGUCGGCAUCAACGGCUUCGGCCGCAUUGGCCGUAUCGUCUUCCGCAACGCCGUCGAGCACGAUGAUGUCGAGAUCGUUGCCGUCAACGACCCCUUCAUUGAGCCCAAGUACGCUGAGUACAUGCUCAAGUAUGACUCGACCCACGGCGUCUUCAACGGCACCAUCGCCGUCGAGGGCAGCGACCUCGUUGUCAACGGCAAGAAGGUCAAGUUCUACACCGAGCGUGACCCCGCCGCCAUCCCCUGGAAGGAGACUGGUGCCGAGUACAUCGUCGAGUCGACCGGUGUGUUCACUACCACCGAGAAGGCCGGCGCCCAUCUCAAGGGUGGCGCCAAGCGCGUCAUCAUCUCGGCCCCCUCGGCCGAUGCCCCCAUGUACGUGAUGGGCGUCAACGAGAAGACCUACGACGGCAGCGCCCAGGUCAUCUCCAACGCCUCGUGCACCACCAACUGCCUGGCUCCCCUCGCCAAGGUUGUCAACGACAAGUUCGGCAUCGUUGAGGGUCUCAUGACCACCGUUCACUCCUACACUGCCACCCAGAAGACCGUCGACGGCCCCUCGGCCAAGGACUGGCGCGGUGGCCGUGGCGCUGCUCAGAACAUCAUCCCCAGCAGCACCGGUGCCGCCAAGGCUGUCGGCAAGGUCAUCCCUGAGCUCAACGGCAAGCUCACCGGCAUGUCCUUCCGUGUCCCCACCUCCAACGUCUCGGUCGUCGACCUCACCUGCCGCCUCCAGAAGGAGGCCAGCUACGACGAGAUCAAGGCCGCUCUCAAGGAGGCCUCUGAGGGUUCCCUCAAGGGCAUUCUCGGCUACACUGAGGACGAGAUCGUCUCCAGCGAUCUCAACGGCAACCCCAACUCUUCCAUCUUCGACGCCAAGGCCGGUAUCUCGCUCAACAAGAACUUCGUCAAGCUUGUCAGCUGGUACGACAACGAGUGGGGUUACUCCCGCCGUGUCCUGGACCUCCUGGCCUACGUCGCCAAGGUCGAUGCUAGCAAGUAA